UACAAGGACUUUGGUACCACCAUCUCUGAGCCGCGCACGUCUGCCGCGAAUGGGCAGCCCCGACCGCCCGUCCUCUCCCACGGACGACUCGGGCAGCACGCUGACCUCGACGGGCACGUCGGCGGGCAGCACGGCCGUCAUGUCUGCGCUGGAGGAGCUGCCGCCGGGCCGCUGGUCCAUCCGGCGCUCGUUGGGGAUCCGGCGCUCGUUGGGGAUCAUGCGGCGACGCGGAUCUCCCGCCGCGCGGCGACACGCCUCGUACGACGCGCCCACCUCCGGCGUCGCCGAGCGCUUCGUCGCUGAGCUGCGGGCGCGGCGCGCCGAGCGGCUCGCGCGUGAGCGGAGGCAGGCGCAGGACGGCGCGCUGGUGCACGACGAGGCGCACGGGUGGGACUGGCUGGUGGUGCACCCGCACUCGCGCCGCAUGGCCCUCUUCGACCUCCUCGUCUUCGUCUGCGUCUCCGUCACCGCCGUCUCUCUCCCUCUCGAGGUCGGCUUCUCCAUCGCAGCGACGCCGCCGCUCCGCAUCGUGGACGUGCUCAUGUCCACGGUAUUCCUGAUCGACGUGGCGCUGCAGUUCGUGCACGGCUCGAUGCACCGCGGCUACCCCGAGCUCCGCCUCCGCCGCAUCGCCCGCCGCUACCUCCGCACCUACUUUGUCCCCGACCUGCUCGCGUCGCUGCCGUACGGGCUGAUGGGCACGUCGCCGGCGCUGCAGGCGAUCGGCAUGGUGCGCGUGCUGCGCAUCCUCCGCUUCCGCCGCCUCACCCACCAGCUGAAGAAGCUGCCGCUGCUGGGCGCCGUCAUGCGCUCCCCAUUCACGCGCGUCGCGGUGACGCUGCUGGUGUGGGUCUACAUCUGCCACUUUUAUGGAUGCGUGUGGUACCUCGCGGGAUCGCUCUCUCUCUGCCUCGACGACCCCCUCUACCCCGACGGCACCUGGCUCACCGCUUACUACUCCGAAGACGGCGGCGACGAAGACGAGGAGGUCGAAGAGGGCCAUGCGGCGCGAGUGCGGGUGCACCACCAGCCAGUCCCACCCGUGCGCCUCGUCGUGCACCAGCGCGCCGUCCUGCGCCUGCCUCCGCUCACGCGCGAGCCGCUCGGCGCGCCGCGCCCGCAGCUCAGCGACGAAGCGCUCGGCGACGCCGGAGGUGGGCGCGUCCGCCGGAUGGACCAGCGGCCCGGCGGCAGCUCCUCCAGCGCAGACAUGACGGCCGUGCUGCCCGCCGACGUGCCCGUCGAGGUCAGCGUGCUGCCCGAGUCGUCCGUGGGAGAGGACGGGCGGUCGGGGCUGCCCAUUCGGCAGACCAAUAUCGAAAGACAGUGA
Molecule: messenger RNA, 1330 nt
Organism: Emiliania huxleyi CCMP1516
Lineage: Eukaryota; Haptophyta; Isochrysidales; Noelaerhabdaceae
Exons: 5
Coding region: 50-1330 (426 amino acids)
Biological process (GO): transmembrane transport; monoatomic ion transport
Cellular component (GO): membrane
Molecular function (GO): monoatomic ion channel activity
Source: RefSeq, a predicted model, not a curated record